This is a messenger RNA of Atta colombica, 726 nucleotides long. RefSeq names its product probable 28S ribosomal protein S25, mitochondrial (gene mRpS25). Lineage: Eukaryota; Metazoa; Arthropoda; Insecta; Hymenoptera; Formicidae. Gene Ontology annotation, cellular component: mitochondrion. The record is from RefSeq and is a predicted model, not a curated record. Bases 105 to 620 code for a protein of 171 amino acids. The transcript is spliced from 3 exons. Gene Ontology annotation, molecular function: structural constituent of ribosome.
AAUUUGUUGUCGAUCGAUAAUCGCGCGAGUUAAAGUAAUCUGGUAAAUACUGUAGUAAACAAACAGAUUGAAAGCAGAUAGAAUUAGACAAAAAUCGAAUCAGAAUGCCAUUUAUGAUAGGCAAGGAGCCUGUGCGGCGAACAAUGAAAUAUCUAAUGGCUGGCAAAUUGGUUUUAAAGGAUAAGAUACAAAUAAUGUCCAUUAAUUAUAACACACAUGGCAAUCAUCACCGAGGUACAAGAGACUUCGUGUUUUGGCAUCUACCGCAACUACAAUAUAAAAAUCCAAAUGUGCAAAUAGUUACCUUUAAAAACAUAACCCCAUCGCCAUUCAUAAAAUGUUACUACGCGAAUGGUAAGACAAUAUUAAUAGAUGUAGACAGCAAAUCGAAGGACGAUAUACUUGAUCAUCUCUUGAGAGUAGUAGGAAAACCGCAGAACGUAUUGAAAGAGGAAGCUAUAGCUCAAGAAAAGAAGACUAAUCCAGCAAAUUUCGGAGUUGGUUGUGAUAGAAGUUGUAUAUGUCAUAUCCCAGGACAAGUGCCAUGUCCUGGUAUAGUACCAUUGCCAGAUCACAUGCGUAGAAAGAUAAUAAUAGAACGAUUACAGAAUAAAGAUUAAACAAACUGUAGUUGAAAAUUCUUGUUACACUUGUAUUAUAAUUGUAUUACAUGUACGUACAUAUGUGGUCUAUAUCCAAAAAUAUGAACAAUGGAAAUAACUUGUA